Microtus oregoni (creeping vole) is the source of this 3571-nucleotide messenger RNA. Its product is annotated as zinc finger protein 54-like. The record is from RefSeq and is a predicted model, not a curated record. Gene Ontology annotation, molecular function: DNA-binding transcription repressor activity, RNA polymerase II-specific. Gene Ontology annotation, biological process: negative regulation of transcription by RNA polymerase II. The coding region runs from base 355 to 2526 and encodes 723 amino acids. The transcript has 5 exons. NCBI's taxonomy places the organism in Eukaryota, Metazoa, Chordata, Mammalia, Rodentia, Cricetidae.
GCCGGAAGUGUCGAGUGUCCAUUCCAUCUCGUUACUAGAGGGCCUGCACCUUGUGGAACCGAGUGGUGCAGACCUGAAUGCGGAGGACGCGGCGCGUGUCACUGGGACGCGAAAACUCCCGGGAGCCGCUGUCACCGCGGGGCGGCCUGGGAAAGUCAGCAGCGCCGUGGAGGAACUGCAGCGCGGCGGCCCUGGAACCUCCCAGGGCUCACUGAUCACCCAGACCCGCUCACCUGUGGAGCAGAACAAAGAGGCCUGAAAGGUGAAGAGGAAGGAGAGAGUAGCUAAGGAUCCAGGGCAGCAAGCCAUCUAUUCCUUGAUCCUGAAAGAAAAACUCAAGGAAAACAGAAAGAAAUGGCUGAUUCUCCAGUAAGCAUGUCCCAGGGUCUGUUGACUUUCAGGGAUGUGACUGUGGACUUCCCUCAGGAGGAGUGGGAAUGCCUGGACUCUGCUCAGAGGGCUUUGUACAUUGAUGUGAUGUUGGAGAAUUAUAGCAACCUGAUCUCUGUGGAGAACUAUUACAUAUGUGAUCCUGCCCAUCAACAUGUGAAGACCGAAAAGGAGUCUUUUGAGUGUAAUGAACUUGGCAAAGUGCUUCAUGAUCCCUCCACAAGUGCUUUUUAUAAAACAAGUGGAACUACAGAAAACUCCAGUAACUACACAUGCACUAACCCCAGGGAUUCUUCUAUUGACUCAUCGAACAUAGAUAGACAUGAAAGCAUCCACACUGGAGAAGAACCUUACAAAUCUAAAGACUGUGAGAAAUCUCAAAAUUUGUAUUCCAGCAUUACUCAAGAUCAGAGACUCUACACUGCAAACAAAGAACACAGGCAAGGAGAAUACGAUGACUAUUUCAGCUCUACAUGCAGUCUUUUGCAACAACCAAUCUACAUUGGAGAGACACCAUACCAGUGUGAGAAAUGUGGGAAAUCUUUCAGGACCGCCUCACACCUCUCUGUACAUCAGAGAAUACAUACUGGAAAGAAACCCUACAAGUGCAACGAUUGUGACAAAUCCUAUAACCAGUGGGCAAAUCUUAAAACACAUCAAAGACUUCAUACUGGGGAGAAACUUUGCAAAUGCAAAGAAUGUGGAAAGUCCUUUCCUCAGUUCUCAGCACUUAAAAGCCACCAGAAAACGCAUACAGGAGAGAAGCCUUACAAAUGUAUGGAAUGUGACAAAUCCUUUGCCCACUGUUCCAGUUUCAGGAGACAUCAGAAAAUCCAUACUGAUGAGGAACAUUGCAGUUGUCAAGAAUGUGGCAAGGUCUUUCAUCAGCUAUCACAUCUUAAAAGCCAUUACAGACUCCAUAGUGGAGAGAAGCCUUACAAAUGCAAUGAGUGUGACAGAUCCUUUCCUCACUAUUCAUCACUUAGAUGGCAUCAGAAAACUCAUUCUCUAGAGACAUUUUACAAAUGCAAAGAAUGUGGUAAGUCCUUUCUUGAAAUAUCACAUCUUAACAGACAUUAUAGAAUCCAUACUGGUGAGAAGCCUUACAAAUGUGAGGUAUGUGACAAAUCCUUUACUGUGAAUUCAACUCUUAGAACACAUCAGAAAAUUCAUACUGGAGAGAAAUCAUACAAAUGUAUGGAAUGUGACAAAUCCUUUACCCGGGACUCACAUCUUAGAAGACAUCAGAGUGUUCAUACUGGAGAGCGACCUUACAGUUGUAAAGAAUGUGACAAAUCUUUUACUACAUGCACAUAUCUUAGAGAACAUCAGAAAAUUCAUACUGGAGAAAAACCUUACAAAUGUGGAGAAUGUGACAUGUCUUUUAUCCAACGUUCAAAUCUUAGAACACAUCAGAGAGUACAUACGGGAGAGAAACCUUACAGAUGUAAGGAAUGUGGCAAAUAUUUAACUACACGGUCAACUCUUAGAGAACAUCAGAAAAUUCAUACUGGAGAGAAACUGUACAAAUGUAUGGAAUGUGAUAAAUUCUUUACCCAUAACUCACAGCUUAGAACACAUCAGAGAGUUCAUACUGGAGAGAGACCUUAUAGUUGUAAGGAAUGUGACAAAUCUUUUACCACAUGCUCAUAUCUUAGAGCACAUCAGAAAAUUCAUACUGGAGAGAAUGUCUACAAAUGCAAAGACUGUGACAUGUCCUUUCUCCAGAAUUUUAGUCUUAAAAUACAUCAAAAAAUUCAUACUGGAGAGAAACGUUAUAAAUGCAAAGAUUGUGACAUAUUUUUUAAUCAGAUUUCAGAUCUUAGAACACAUCAGAAAGUCCAUGCUGGAGAGAGACCUUACAAAUGUCUGGAAUGUGACAAAACCUUUACCUACAUGUCUAAUCUUAGAACACAUCAGAUAGUUCACACUGGAGAGAGACAUUACAGAUGUAAGGAAUGUAACAAAUCUUUUACUGGCUGCUCAUAUCUUAGAGCACAUCAGAAAAUUCAUACUGGGGAGAAACUUCACAAGUGCAAAGACUGUGGUAUAUCCUAUACCCACCUUUCAAAUCUUAGAAGACAUCAGAGAAUUCAUACUGAAGAGGAAAAUACUGUUGUAAAUCAUGUGACAUAGCAUUUAUAUGGUAUUGUUUACUUACAAAUCCCAAGAAUAUACAUUAUAGAAACAAAGACAAGAAAUUUGUGAAAGCCUUUAAUGAAGUCUUAAAUCUUGUAAAAUAUCACAAAUAAAAUUCUGCAAUAGUAACUGUCUGAAUUUUUGUUUGAUUUGAUUUUUGAGACUGGGUUUCUCUGUAGCUUUGGGGCCUGUCCUGGAACUCACUCCGUAGACCAGACUCUGUGUCUGCCUCCCAAGUGCUGGGAUUAAAGGCAUAUGCCACCACUACCCAGCUUUUAAAAAAUGUGUAGCCUAGGCUGGCCUCAAACACAUGAUCCUCCUCCCUCCACCCCCUUCACCAAAUCCUGCCAGUAUCUACCAUCACAGCUAUGAAUUAUUUUUAAUGUCUGUGGGUGCUUUGUCUACAAGACUUUCUGUGUACUACAUGUUUGUCUGAUGCCUAUGGAGGCCAGAAGAGGGCAUCAGAUUCCCGGAAACUGAAGUUUUAGACAGUUGUGAGGAAUUUUGUGUUUUGAAAAUUGAACACAACACUCUGGACACAAAGCAGUCUUCUUACCCUCCAAACCAUUUCUCUAGUCCGUGGGAAUAGCUGUAAUAAAAAAAACAUUUGCCUUGUUCAAAAAUCUGAAAAUUGAUAAUACUACCAAGCAUGGUGGUGCAUGUUUUUAAUCCUAGCACUCAAGGGGCAAAGGAAUAAAGAUCUCUGAGUCUGAGGUCAUCCUGGGCUACAUAGUGAGUUCCUGGACUGCCAGGACUACAUAGACCCUGUAUCAAUAAUGUUGUUGAUGAUGAUAAUGAUGAUGAUGAAAUUACUAAUGUAAAAGAAAUGUGACUUUAGUUUUCCUUCUAAAUGUGCUGUAUAUCACAAAAUUAAUAGUUCUGGGUGUAAUGGUAAAAAUAAAAGUGCUUCCCUGUUCCUGAGGUGCGCAGUCACAGAAAUGCUGCAGGUCCCUGAGUGGUGGUAGUGGGCAGAUGUAGGCGUAAGUCAUAAACAAUGCCACACCAGUUUGGAAUUAUGAUUAAUAGGGUGGUAUUUAUUUAA